GUCAACUCGAAUAUUAUACGACCUUGCUAUUUAGACGGUAUUAGAUCGCCUUGCCUCUAUCUCUCCUGUCAAACGACGACGUCCUUACAACAACAAAAGGGGUACAGGCUGUUCACGACUAAGCAAUGGCUACCCCCAUCAAGAUAAGACUAAACGGACUGGACAUGGUGGUUGAUGCGGUACCGCUUGAAUUGGAAGCGUUUAAGCCAUUUGGUGAUGCGGUUGCAAAUCCACAACCCAACCUCCACCCUGCCAUGGCCGCAAAGGCCAACGACACGGCAGGCAUGCCCUUCGAUGCCAUUGUCGCCAACCAGGGGACGGCAAUCAAGUACCAGCACGUUUCACGGAUAGAAAACCUCUACGACCAGGCACCGAGCGGCCGAACCGGAGUGGCCGUUUCCAACAUGUUUACGUGUGCAUCACGGGCGCUCCCUCGGCGACUCGAAGCCGGGGUCGAGCGGGAAGUCUUCCCGGUCACCGUCCUCGAGCGCCAUCCGUUUACCAGUCAAACAUUUGUCCCACUCCGUGCCGAUCCACAAAGCCGAUACUUGGUCGUUGUCGCCCCAAACCUCUCGCCGAGUGCCCAAGACCAACAGCUGCCAGUUCCCUCCUCGCGGCCUCCUGGCACGAUCGCUAAUCGAGAGUUGCCGGGUCGAGGGCUACCCGACCUAAAGGGCCUCCGUGCUUUCAUCGCCACUACGGACCAGGCUGUAACCUACGGGGCAGGCACAUGGCACUCCCCAAUGGUGGCCCUUGGCCCAGCUGACAAGGCGAUUGAUUUCUUCGUUUUCCAGUUCGCCAACGAGGUCUCCGUGGAAGACUGUCAAGAAGUUUUGUUUGGUCCGUCCACUAUCACGGUCCGCCUCCAACCUCAAUCGAGAGCGAGUAAACUGUAAUUAAAGAACGCAUUGCCGUGUGGGAAUACCAUUGCCUUGAUGGUUACAUGCAACUAGCAGGCCGGCGGCGGUUACAUCAUUGUUGGACGGCCUAUGUGGCGGCUGAUAAUCACCACCAGCCUUAUGCACAAACAGAUAAAUGGGAGUUUGAAUGCAUGGAAUUGGUGGGGCAUUAGUAAGUAGAGGUAGUAAUCAAGUGUCUCGGUGUUUCGCGGAUGGUACUUGGUGUUGUAGUAUCUACAAAUAAUCUACCUUGGUGUACUAAAAUGGGUUUGUAAAGCCGAAGAUGAGUUAUGGAAGGAGUGCCCAAUAGUACUGUAUCGACCGUUUUAUGACAUAUGUUGUCCUUUCAGU
Messenger RNA from Neurospora crassa OR74A, 1250 nucleotides. Its product is annotated as ureidoglycolate hydrolase. Gene Ontology annotation, molecular function: ureidoglycolate hydrolase activity; ureidoglycolate lyase activity. The record is from RefSeq and is a predicted model, not a curated record. The transcript has a single exon. Gene Ontology annotation, biological process: allantoin catabolic process. NCBI's taxonomy places the organism in Eukaryota, Fungi, Ascomycota, Sordariomycetes, Sordariales, Sordariaceae. Bases 126 to 896 code for a protein of 256 amino acids.